Fraxinus pennsylvanica is the source of this 2760-nucleotide messenger RNA. Lineage: Eukaryota; Viridiplantae; Streptophyta; Magnoliopsida; Lamiales; Oleaceae. The record is from the annotation of a GenBank genome assembly.
AUGGGUAUGAGAGGAAUAGUUUGUUUAAUGGCUUUUAUUGUUCUGCUUUCCAUUUUUGCAGCAGCAGGUGUAGAAAGAAGCGAGUGGCAGGCACAAGACCUUUUAGUGGCUUAUCUAAUGGACACAGAAGAGAUAAAUCAGGAGAUGGUUGAAUUUUUAUGGUUAAACUGUAGGGUUGAGUUGAUACAUGCCAAGAAAGUUUUAGAAGAUCUUGAAUCAUAUGCCUCAGAAAAGAGAUCGGUUGACAGCAAGAAACUUUCAAAAGAUAGAUUAUCAGGCAAAGCAGAUAUACAUAAAACUGCCAAUUGUUUGCACCCUCAGGUUAAAAAAAUCCUUCUAGAUUGUUUAAGGGAAAGAAAUCUCAUGCUUCCUGUUUGUGGGGAAGAGAAACGCUUUAAAAGUUGGUACACUAGGUAUUUGUUAUUUGCCAGUCCUGAUUCUUCUAGUCGACGUGAACUAAUUCAGAGAAUUGGAGAAGCACCAUCACCGGCCCAUACAGUUUCACCACCUAGUCAAGCUACAUUGAUUCCAACUGCUUCUAAUGCUCCAUUUCCUGCUAAUCCCCCAUGGCUUCCAUUUUUCCUUCCCGACUUGAACGAUUCAAGCUUGCAGAUUAAAACUAGUAAACAUUCUUCUAAAAGUAAAAAAUCUGCUUCAAAAAAGCAGUCGAGCAAGAAAGAGAGCAACAAGAGAACUGUUAUUGCCGCUGUUACAAUUGCUGCAGUCUCACUUGUUGCUGCACUUUUAUGUUUCUGCUGUUGCAGGACUGGCAAUCAACGGGGAAGAAACGAUGAGAAGCCACUUCUCUGCUUAAGCUUAAGUGACCAUUCUAUUGCCUCAUCACGGAAGUCAUUUGAUCUAGCAACUUUAAUGAAAGAAGACCAGCAAGGUAAUCAGUUAUUUCAUGGUUCACUGAACCAGAGUAAGACCAAUGGCAAGUUUUAUGCUGAUUCAGAAAUUAAGAUGCCAUUUGGUACCACUGCUGCAUCUGGCAUCAACUCAGGGAAAGAUUUCGUGCAAAUGCCGCCUGGAAUGUUAGGUAAACCAGGUUGUCCUCCUCUGAAGCCACCCCCUGGAAGGACAAAUCCUCCAAAACCACCUCUAGGCAACACAGCUCCUCCCCCAUCCCCACCUUUACCACCACCAGCACCACCUAUAAAACCUACAUCUAAUGGUCCUCAUCCUCCACCUCCUGGAGCACCUCCUCCACCUCCUAUACCCUCUAGCACAAAAACUGGUCCUCGUCCGCCUCCACCUCCAGGUGGUAUUCCUCCACCUCGACCACCUCUCAUAGGUUUGAAACCACCUCGACGUUCACCUCUUGGACCAAAUCAUGAGUCCACUUCUGCCUCAAGUGACUGGGGAGAUGGUGCGGCUUCCAAGACCAAGCUGAAGCCUUUUUUCUGGGACAAGGUAUCGGCCAACCCUGAUAAUGCAAUGGUUUGGGAUCAGAUCAAAGCUGGGUCAUUCCAGUUCAAUGAGGAGAUGAUAGAGAAUCUAUUUGGAUAUGAUCCUGCUACGAAAGUUGAAAGUAAGGGCAAGAAAGGGUCUUCAUUUCAAGAUUCCCUUCCUCAACACAUUCAAAUAAUUGAUCAAAAAAAGUCACAGAAUCUCUCUAUUUUUCUCAAAGCCUUAAAUGUGACAACGGAAGAAAUUUCUGAUGCACUUCAAGAAGGUAAUGAGCUUCCCGCAGAACUUAUUCAAACUUUGUUAAAGAUGGCACCAACAUCUGAAGAAGAACUAAAGCUGAGACUCUACAGCGGCGAGCUUUCUCGCCUUGGACCUGCAGACCGCUUCCUUAAAGUUUUAGUCGAAAUUCCAUUUGCCUUUAGGAGGCUAGAAACAUUGCUUUUAAUGUGCACUCUUCAGGAGGAGACAUCAACAAUAAAAGAGUCCUUCAAAGUAUUAGAGGUUGCUUGCACAGAACUUCGAAAAAGCAGGCUGUUUCUCAAACUCCUUGAGGCUGUCCUGAAAACAGGAAAUCGCAUGAAUGAUGGAACAUAUCGCGGUGGUGCACAAGCAUUUAAGCUCGAUACACUUUUGAAGUUGGUGGAUGUGAAAGGAAUAGAUGGGAAAACAACACUUCUGCACUUUGUUGUUCUGGAGAUAAUUCGUUCAGAAGGUAUACGAGCUGCCCGAGCAACCAAAGAAAGCCAGAGCUUUUCCAGCAUCAAGACUGACAAUCUGAUGGAGGAUUCUUCACAAGAGUCAGACGAGAAUUUGCGGAGUCUUGGCCUGCAGGUGGUCUCGGGUUUGGGUAAUCAGCUUGAGAAUGUCAAGAAAGCUGCAGGUUUAGAUUCGGAUGGCUUAACAGGAACAGUUUCCAAGCUUGGUCACGCAUUUAUAAAAUCCCGGGACUUCUUAGAUACAGAAAUGAAGGAUGUAGAUGAAGAAAAUGGAUUUCACCGGGCAUUAAAGAGUUUUGUCCAAAAUGUUGAGGCUGAUGUCAUGUUUUUGCUUGAGGAGGAGAAUAGAAUAAUGAGUUUGGUGAAAAGCACAGCAGAUUAUUUCCAUGGAACGGCUGGGAAAGACGAGGGUUUGCGAUUAUUUGUUAUUGUUCGAGAUUUCUUGAUAAUAUUAGAUAAAGUGUGUAAAGAAGUGAAGAAUGCAUCAAGAAAGCCAACUGGGACCACAAGGAAAGAGGAACCUGCACACACGCUUGCACCUCCCUGCAAGACAAUUCCGGCUGAUACUCGUCAACGGCUAUCUUCCGCAAUCAACAAUAAACGAACGGAUAGUUCAAGUUCAGAAGAUGAAUAG